Messenger RNA from Closterium sp. NIES-65, 5343 nucleotides. Lineage: Eukaryota; Viridiplantae; Streptophyta; Zygnematophyceae; Desmidiales; Closteriaceae. The record is from the annotation of a GenBank genome assembly.
AUGGCCAGCGAGCUCGCCUGCACAUACGCUGCCCUUAUCCUUCACGAUGAUGGCAUUCCCAUCACGGCCGACAAGAUCGCGACGUUGGUGAAGGCCGCGAACGUGAACGUGGAGGCUUACUGGCCCACGCUCUUCGCCAAGCUGCUCGAGAAGCGCAGCGUUGAAGACCUCGUCUCAAACAUCGGAUCAGGUGGCGGCGGUGCCGUUGCCGCUCCUGCUGCUGCGGGCGGUGCUGCUGCACCAGCAGCUGAGGAGAAGAAGGAGGAGAAGAAGGAGCUGCUGGGAGAGGAGUUGGGAAAGGGCGCGAACGGGCGAGUGUUCAAGGCGCUGGACCUGCAGAACGGCGACUUCGUGGCCGUCAAGGAGGUGUCCCUCGAGAACAUCGACCAGGACGACCUCGCCUCUGUCAUGCAAGAAAUUGAUCUACUCAAGACAUUCAACCACAAGAACAUAGUCAAGUAUCUGGGCUCCAUCAAGACUAAGACCCACCUCUUCAUCCUCCUUGAGUUUGUGGAGAAUGGCUCUCUGGCCGGCAUCAUCAAGCCAAAUAAGUUUGGGCCCUUUCCAGAGUGCCUUGUUGCUGUCUACACUGCUCAGGUGCUGGAGGGGCUCAUGUAUCUGCACGAGCAGGGCAUCAUCCACUGCGACAUCAAGGGCGCCAACAUCCUCACCACCAAGGAGGGUCUGGUGAAGCUGGCGGAUUUUGGGGUGGCGAUGCGAGUAGAGGAGGCAGCGGCGUGCCAUGGGGACGCGGAGAACCCCAACGUGGUGGGCACGCCCUACUGGAUGGCGCCCGAGGUCAUUGAGAUGUCCGGCAUCUCACCCGCCUCCGACAUCUGGAGUGUAGGCUGCACUGUUAUCGAGCUCCUCACCACCAAGCCGCCCUACUUCGACCUCCAGCCCAUGCCCGCUCUCUUCCGCAUCGUUCAGGACGACAUGCCGCCCAUACCAGAGAAUGUGUCAGCUGCCACGUCCGACUUUCUCCACCUCUGCUUCCGUAAGGACACCAAGAGCCGCCCGGACGCCAAGACUCUCCUGCGGCACCCGUGGAUCCGGCAGGCGAAGCGGGCGGUGUCGUCCGGCCUUGCUGCCAUCCCCCGCCCUGUCAGCGCCGGCUCCUCCUCCUCCUCCACCCGCCCCCUGUACCCUGAGGCCCCGUCGCAAGGUGGUGCAGGCAGGGGCAGCGACGAGGCAGCAGCCAUAGACGACUCAAUCGAUGCUGCCAGACGUGUGCACGCCACCUCCCACGCCUCCUCCUCCUCCUCCUCGCCACCUGUCACCCUCUCCGCCUCCUCUCCGGACAGCGAGCGGCGUGAUAGGAAGAUCCACCUGCAAGCGGACGCGGUGAAGGACCUGAGGGAGGCAGCCAAGGCAGCACGCAAGUCACGAGCACAGCGCCACUCUAUGGGCGGUAGCAUUGACUCCGGUGCCCCCUCUGAUCGCCCCGGGACCGCCGAGGAUGCUGGUAGUGGUGGUGCUGGUGCUGGUGGGGUGAGUGGGGGCAGUGGGAUUAGCAGCAGCGGUAUCCCCCUCAGUGGCAGUGGGCGGCGUAAGAUUAUUCGGUCCAAGAGCGACAAGGAGCUGAAUGCCAGAGACAGUGAGGGGCACGCGGAGGGGGGGGCAGGGGGAGCGGGUGGCAAGGACGGGGCGAGGAGGCAGAGGUGGAAGAGCGGACAGGGUAUGGACGAGGAGGGCAGCAGGGAGUUUAUCAGCAUGCAGGGGGAAGGGGGCGUGUGGGAGGUCUCAGAUGAAGAGGAUGGGCUGGGGAAAGUUAAGGGAGGGAGACGAGGAGCAGGGCGGGAGAGAGCAGAGGAAGAGGAUAGCAGUGGAGAGAUAGGUUCGGGAGAGGCUCGGCAGCAGCUGAAGCUGGGGCAGUCGAGCAGCACUGGUGGAGCGGGUGUGGGUGGGGGGGGAGGGAGUGGGGCGAGCAGUGGGCGGUCGAUGAGUGCUGGUCUGGCGUCUCCCCCUCGGUCCCACCGGGGGUCGCGCUCCCAGCAGCAGUCUCCGGAGGGAGCGCAUGGGAGGUUGAGUUUUGAGGCGCCUCAGAAGGUCUCGCGCUCGCAGCAACAGUCACCGGAAGGAGCGCACGGGAGGGCGAGUGGGGGGAGGUCUGGUGGGGAGAACUUCCUGGUUGGGUCUUCAGGGGAGGAGGGCGGGGCGGAUCAAGAGGAUGAGAGAAACGGCACGCCCGCUGGGAGGAAGGCGAGGCGGAGAUCACAAGAUGGGGACGGGACCGGGGCGGAGGGAGGAGGAGCGGGAAAGAAGGGGGCGGGGAAGAAGAAGGAGCAGCGGCGCAGCGGGCCUCUGUCAGCCCCUACGGGCAAGUCAGGAAAGGGCGCGGGGAAGAAGCGAGGCUCACAGCAGCAGCAGGCACAGCAAGACGAUGACUGCAACAACGACAACAGUGGUAAAAUUGUCCCGGGCAGCAGCAGCCUUCUCGCACCGCACACGCCUCCACAGCCCAUCCCACGCCCCCUUUCCACAUUCAUCGAGACAGAGGAGGAGCGGUCUCUCUCCUCCCUCACAGCCAUGUUCUCGCCUCUGGCGGGAUCACCACAGGUGGCGGGCGGGAGCAGGAGCCUGGCGGGCGUGCUGAGGGAGAGGCUUGUGAGAGGGAUGCACCGUGUGGCUGUGAAGGCAGAGCGCGAGGGGAGUGACCUGUUUGCGGGUGUUGAGGGGCUGGAUGCGGUUGGGAGCGGUGCGGAGAGGGGAGAGGAGGAGGGUGGGGCUGUGGGUGUUGUUGGUGGAGUUGGGGUGGUUGGGGAGUUUGAUUCAGCGGUCUAUGGAGGGGCAGCAGGUGGAGGGGCAGAGUGCAAAUCGAGCCUGCGGCCAGAGUUGCUCAACCAGAAGGUAUCAGAAGCAGCGGGGCUGCUGAGCCAGCUGAAGCCGUCGCAGGGCGAGGAGGCGAUAGAGGUGGCGAGCAGCAGGCUGGCGGGGCUGGUGGGGGAGUACCCCGAGGUCAAGGGCGAGCUCGUGGCGACCCAUGCUGUGCUGCCACUGCUCGAUGUGUUCGAUGCUGACAGCCCCCGGAUAGUGCUGGCAGUGCUGGGGCUGCUGCAGCAGCUCAUCACCGACAGCCCUGCCAUCCAAAGCCUGCUCUGCAAUGCUGGCCUCGUGCCGACGCUGCUCAACUUCUCCUCACCGGGUCGCUGCUCGCCAGACAUGCGCCAUCAGGCAGGCCUUGUGCUGCGCCACCUCUGCCACUCCAGUCCCGACGCAGUGAGAGCGCUGCUGGCAUGUCGGGGCCUGCCCACGCUCAUGGCGUUUCUUGAGACCGACUACUGCAACAACCGAGCGUUCGUGCACAUCGGGUUGGACUGCCUGCUGGAAGUGCUGGCAGCGGGGCGCCCCACCCCGCGCACGGACAUUGCGAGGCAGCUGGCGCGCAUGGGGCUGCUGCACCGCCUGCUCUCCCUCCUGCACUCCGUCUCCUCCGCCCGCAACCACCCCGCUUCUGCCUCAUCUGCUGGCGCUGGCGCUGGUGCUGGUGGUGCUGGUUUUGGUGGUGAGGGUGGGGGUGAGGGAGGUGGUAGGAGCAGCUGGGAUGGCGGUGCGGCUGGCUCUGGUGGUGGCUCCGUGUAUGGGUCAGCGGACGCAUAUGGCUCUGGCAACACAGGGGGGGCAGGUGCAGGAGCGGGAGGAGGGGGGGCAGCAUCAGCUGCUGCUUCUCCUGCAACCUCCUCCUCAACAUCGUCUGCUGCUGCUCCUGCCGCUGCCACUCCUGCUCGGCGCUCCCAGCGCCGCAUCUUCGGCCUAGCGCAGUUCCGAAGCAAGGCAGCCAAGGCUGGACAGGGCGGAGGAGACUCGCAGGCACAAGGAGGGGCAACAUCCUCAUCAGCAGCAGCCAGAACAGGAGGAGGAGGGGGAGGAGUGGCAGGUGGUGCUGGUGGCUCUUCCAGUGGCGGAAAUGGAGUGGGUGCAAGAGCAGGGGGGUAUGGGACCAGUUCCGGUGACAGUGGUGGUGGUGCUGGUGCUGCUGGUGGUGGUGCUGGGUGGGGCAGUGGGUCCUCCUCUUCCACAGAUACUAACACGUUCACCUCCUCCUCCUCCUCCUCAUCAGCAGCAGCGGUGAAGCAGCAGCAGCUAAACCCGGCAGCGCUGGCAGCACAAGACACGCUCUACCUCACCCGCACAGCCCUCCUCCUGCUGCACCUCUGCCAGGCAGACGAGGCAGUGCGCGCGCACAUGCUCGCGCCCUCCUUCCUCAAGCGCCUGCUCGACGCCCGGGAGUCUCUCCCCCCGCCCGUGCUGCUGCUGCUGCUGCGCGUGCUCCGCCAGCUGUCGGCUGAUGCCGCCUCGCAUGACUCGUUGCAGCGGGCCGAUGCUGUCCGUGCACUCGUGCCAUAUAUUGAUGCGGGGUUCAGGGAACGGUUUGAGGUGGCGGGGAGAGGGGAGAGCCGGACGGGUGGUGGUGAGGGAGCGGUGGCGUAUCCGGAUUCUCUGUUCUGCGACAUUCAGGCUGAGGCGCUGAUGGCGCUGUACAAUCUGUGCAGGGGCAGCAAGCGCAGGCAGGAGCUGGCAGCAGAAGCUUCCAUCGUCCCCCCCCUCAUGGUGCUCAUCUCCUCGCGCUCGCCUCUUCUCCCCUUCGCGCUGCCACUCCUCUGCCUGCUCGCCACGGCCUCACGAGCUGCCUGCGACACGCUGCUCCACCACAACGCGCUGCCGCUGCUGCUCUCGCUCCUCGCCACCCCGCUCACUCCCCACGCCGCCAUCGCUGCCCGCCUCGCAGACAGCAGGAAGGAGGGCACUGGGGUCAAGGGGGGAGGCGGAGGAGGGGGGAGUGUCGCGGGAGGAGCAGGGGGAGCAGGGGCGCCAGGGGGAACGGGGGGUGCUGGGGGGGCCCAGGGGAGUGGGGAAGGGGCGGAGAGGAUGUGGGGAGCAGCGGCGUUUGAGGCGGUGGUGGCGUGUGUGGUGAACGAUGGGGAGGGGCGGCAUGUGGAGCAGACGCUGCUGCGCCGCGACUCCCUGGAGGCGCUCGUGUGGUUCGUGCGCAGGGCCGCCAAGACUCCAUCGUUUACAGCGCUCUUUGAGCCUCUGCUGCGCCUCGUCAGCAAGUCGCCCACACUGAAUGCAGCGCUGUCGGUGGGAGGGCUGGGCGACCUGCUCGUGGCUCGCCUGGACGACCCUCAGCUGGAGCCCGCCGUGCGCCUCAACCUUCUCAAGCUGCUCAAGGCGGUGUACGAGCAGCACCCAUACCCCAAGGGGCUGUGUGUUCCAGACGAGCUGCCGGGGAAGCUGCAGCGGCUGACGGAGGAGCGGCGCAUUGCGGGCGGGCAGCAGGUGCUCGUCAGACAAAUGGCGUCGGCGCUGCUCAAAGGGCUGCACUUCGGCCCGCCCAGAUAG